This is a messenger RNA of Fomitopsis serialis, 1115 nucleotides long. RefSeq lists its product as uncharacterized. The transcript is spliced from 9 exons. The coding region runs from base 326 to 760 and encodes 144 amino acids. Gene Ontology annotation, molecular function: protein binding. Lineage: Eukaryota; Fungi; Basidiomycota; Agaricomycetes; Polyporales; Fomitopsidaceae. The record is from RefSeq and is a predicted model, not a curated record.
GUGGCAUUUGUCAACUUUCAAAAUUUCACGACUGAGACCGUUCAAAGGAUCCCACUACACUUUUGUGACGAGGUGGUGCGGAUUCGCGCAUCUAAACGUGUAGUCUCAUCCAAGACAAGUGCAAGAAGCCUCAUACAGAUAUAGUGUCUGCUAGCCUCUGCUAUGUUAUGUAUGAGGUAGCUUUUUGAUUGUACGCUGUUUGUGGCGCCUCUGGGGUUGCCUCGAGAUACUUAACUCCCGUUUGCUCCCGUAGCGUGUCAUCGGCUUCGACUCAACUUCCGUCGUCUCCAAAAGCACCCCAAGCCAUCACUCUCACAGCACUGACAUGCCCAGUGCCCGGUCACCGUUCAAAAAUCCUGGUGAAGAGGAAUUACUUGGUCAAGCCAGUAGCGACUGCACGCGGGCGCAGAGACUCGCGCUCGCGGGCCAAUACGAGGAAGCGGAAAGGCUGCACCUCCAAGCCCUCGCAGAUGGCCGUCUGGACGAGGCGAAAACGUAUCUUCAGAAGGCUCUCCGUGUGCCAAGAACUCGAUCCGCUUUCACCCGCAUGUACCUCGCCAAAGUACUCGAGAUGCAGGGCGACUUGCGUGGCGCAAAGGAUAUGCGGAAGUUGGGCUGGCCAAAAAAGAUGCUUUGCGGCAACGAGCAGUGUCCUCAGUUGGAAUGUUCGCGAGACUUCGCCUGUUCGAUAUACUACUGUGGCAAGAGUUGUCAGAAGCAAGAUUGGCAGCGUCACAAGAAGUACUGUAAAGACGACUAGCAUUAUUCUGUCAUGACGGUGUCGUGCUACAAGCCUACAAGCACGCAGUGCGGUCCGAACAAACACGACGACAGUCCAGUCAAGUACUGACAGUGAUACAUCGCCAUGUAUCUCCUUAGUACAGAUGUUGCAUACGGCUUGUUGCGGGGUGUUGCACAGACUCAACUGAAGUUAGCGUAUCACUGCAAAUAGAACAUUGACAGUGCGCUCCACUGUCCAUGCAUAUGUUCGUAGAUGUUCCUGCACCACCAGCACCCUUUGCGUUGUCAAGUUAGACCUCUCUGGCAAGUUUAGAUCUCGAUCUAUGUAUUGUACAACGAUCACAGGACAAUGCCGAUCUUAGCUUCGAUCUGAG